GUGAUACAAAUCGCAAACAAGUUUGUUUUGCUUGCUCCAGAAGUAUAGACAAUUGUAGCAUUUCUGUGAAGUAAAAAGCUUUGAUAUCAUUUUAAUGAAUAAAACUGGAGACGUGGAAUGGCGUUUAUUUGCAACAAUUUGCCGAUUACACAUUAUCCGGUUUCUGCCGGACCGGUCUGAAACCCGAAUGGCAAUUUUCGACCGUAUCAACCUCUUCACGGCGCCGUGAUGCAGCCGUCUACUGCGACUGCAUUGUCCGAUGACCGGACAAGUAUUAUUCGCGAUGACAGUAGCAUAGUAUCGACGGCUGGUGGACACAUCAGUUUGGGAAACAACUACCAGUGUUGUGGAACAAAUUCUGUGAUACAAGUUUCUGUUCAAAGAGAAGCAAUGGUCACAGGUGCACGAUGUCAUCAUUGAGCAUAUUGCCACGGACUGUGUUAUUAACGGCAACAUCCCUUAUUUGAAAUUAUUCCUGAAUUUCUGGGUAUUCUAGUUUUACCUGACCCGGAACGCGAUCAACGACGAGACCGAGGCACUCAAGUUCAAAAUGUUCCCAUGCCCGAUGCCAAAGCAUUGGUUCUGCCAGAACAAAAUUCCAGCUUAUCUGAUUCGCGAUCAAUGCAAUUUUUGCUCCAAUAUGUGCAAUGAGAAAUUCCAUCAUUUGCUAGUUCCCUCUAGUCAAGAGCAGAAGCUAGAGAGUGUCCUGCAAAAGUGGAGCAGUUCCACUUCCCAUUUGAGCAGUUAUCCUACAUGCGACAAAUGUCGUCAAGAAUUGAUAACCGUCCACAACAUUCCCGAGAGCUGCUUCCAAAUUUUGCCCAACAUCGAACCGACUGACAUCAAGAUGGAUCCAGAGUUAAUGAUUGAUGACAACGAACUGUCAGAUGAUGAAAAAUUUUUUGAGAAAGACUCAGCGGUGGAUUCGGGGCCGAUCGAACAGGCUGUCGAAAUGCAAAUCAGAAGAGGAAACGAAGAAGAAGUAUUCAUCGUACGCGAAAGGGAUAAAGACGACAAUAUGUCAUCAAUACCAGAUGCUGGAACAAAAACACAAAGAACAGUUGAAUUGGAUGCUUCGCAUGAUGAAAUUCACUCACCUUCAGAACGUCGUAAAUGCGAACGUCCCUAUUUUUGUCCACAAUGUCCGAAGGCGUUCGUAAAAAGUUCAGUGCUUCGAAGCCACAUUCUAACUCAUACGGGAGAAAAGCCAUUUAAAUGUGAAAAAUGUGAAAAAACAUUUAGCCGAAAAUACGCACUCAAAAUGCACGUUCGAAUUCAUACUGGUGAACGUCCCUAUUCAUGUCCACAGUGUCAGAAGCGAUUCAUAGAUAUUAGGCAUCUCCGAAAGCACAUUCGAUCUCAUUCGGAUGAACGUCCUUAUUCUUGUCCGGUUUGUCCAAAAGCGUUUAAGGAACCUUCAACACUCCAAGAUCACAUUGGAACUCAUAGUGAUCAACGUCCAAUAAGUUAUUUGGAUUUGGACGGAAGUUUAAUGAAAAACCACAUCCUAUUACCCAUAGGAAAUGGCCCAUUUAAAUGUGAAAAGUGUGAUAAAACAUUUUCCUCAAAAUAUAAAUUGAAAGUGCACAUUCUGACUCAUACGGAUGAACGGCCCUGUUCCUGUCCACAUUGUCCAAAGGCGUUCAGUGAUCCUGCAACGCUCCAAAAGCACAUUCGAAUUCAUACGGGCGAACGUCCCUAUUCUUGUCCACAUUGUCCGAAGGCGUUUACAAAAUUUUCAGUACUCCAAGGCCACAUUCGAGUUCACACGGGAGAAAAACCGUUUAAAUGUGAAAAGUGUGAAAAAAUGUUCAGUCGGAAAUACGAACUCAAAGUGCACUUUCGAACUCAUACGGGUGAACGUUCCUAUUCAUGUCCACAUUGUCGAAAAGAAUUCAGUCAUACUUCAAUUCUCCACAGGCACAUUCGAUCUCAUUCGGAUGAACGUCCUUUUUCUUGUCCACAUUGUCCGAAGGCGUUUGCAAAAUCUUCAGUGCUCCAAUGCCACAUUCGACUUCAUACGGGAGAAAAACCGUUUCAAUGUGAAAAGUGUGAAAAAACAUUUUGCCGGAAAUACGAACUCACAGUGCACAUUCGGGAUCAUACGGGUGAAUGUCCCCAUCCUUGUCCACAUUGUCCGAAGGUGUUUAUUAAUCAUUCAACGCUCCAAACGCACAUUCGAAUUCACACGGGUGAACGUCCCUAUUCUUGUCCACAUUGUCCGAAGGCGUUUAGGGAUCCUUCAACGCUCCGAAAGCACAUUCGAAUUCACACGGGUGAACGUCCCUAUUCCUGUCCACAUUGUCCGAAGACGUUUAGAAUAUCUUCAAUACUCCAGAACCACAUUCGAGCACAUAUGGGAGAAAGACCGUUUAAAUGUGAAAAGUGUGAAAAAACAUUUAAAAGAAAAUGCACACUCGAAGUGCACGUUCGAACUCAUAGGGAUGAACCUCCAAGAAAAAGUGAUUUGGAUUUGGACGAAAGCUUGAUGAAAGACCAAUUACAACCGAGUGAGAAUGAGGUGUUGUAUUUUGUAAACAUUGACUGAAGAUAUUUUUCAUGAAAGGAACCACUUAAAUGUGAAAAGUGUGAAAAAACAUUAGACUAAAAAUGCACAUUCGAACUCAUAUGGAUAAAUGUCCCUACUGGUGGAUAAUGUCGGGGACAUAACCGGAGAGACGUAGAACUACACUGUCCAUUGAAAUUAAUACAGCUGGUGGCCAUAGCUCAUGUUUGAAUCGAUUCUUCGAAUUUCCUGAAGCACAGAUCCUAGAAUUACAACGACUGCGUAUACCAAACUGUCUGACAUUUCAUGCACAAAAUCACAGUUGUUGGAGGUCUAUGCUAGAAAAAAAAAGGUGGAUUAUAUCUAUGAUAAGGCAAGAUUGACGUGGGACUACCAUUGGCUUAGUAAUUUUUUGUUUGUAUUGAUUAAAUUAUUGAUUGAAUGAAACAAGAAGUUUCAUUGAAUGCUUUAUAUGUACAAAGUUUGAACAAUUGCUAUGUAAGAUCAAUUCAUGCAUUGUAAUAGAUUUUGUUUUUCGUUACAAGUAAAUUUGAUGACCCUCCUUUUACGUUUGAUAUGAUGCCUUGGACUACCAAAAUAUAUGAACGGAAGAAUUCUCAAACGAUC
Toxorhynchites rutilus septentrionalis is the source of this 3133-nucleotide messenger RNA. RefSeq names its product zinc finger protein 271-like. NCBI's taxonomy places the organism in Eukaryota, Metazoa, Arthropoda, Insecta, Diptera, Culicidae. Gene Ontology annotation, biological process: regulation of transcription by RNA polymerase II. The transcript is spliced from 23 exons. Gene Ontology annotation, cellular component: nucleus. The record is from RefSeq and is a predicted model, not a curated record. Gene Ontology annotation, molecular function: DNA-binding transcription factor activity, RNA polymerase II-specific; RNA polymerase II transcription regulatory region sequence-specific DNA binding. Bases 551 to 2548 code for a protein of 665 amino acids.